Molecule: messenger RNA, 2139 nt
Organism: Ziziphus jujuba (common jujube)
Lineage: Eukaryota; Viridiplantae; Streptophyta; Magnoliopsida; Rosales; Rhamnaceae
Product: protein DETOXIFICATION 42
Exons: 15
Coding region: 274-1992 (572 amino acids)
Biological process (GO): transmembrane transport
Cellular component (GO): membrane
Molecular function (GO): citrate transmembrane transporter activity; xenobiotic transmembrane transporter activity; antiporter activity
Source: RefSeq, a predicted model, not a curated record
CAUAGACUGAUGGUUGUAGGUAGGAUAUGCAUGUGUAAGUGAGCAAAAGCAAAAGGAAAGUUGGUGGAAAGAAAGAAGCUUUGCAGUUUGCUCUCUCUCUCUCUCUCUCUCUCUCUCUCUCUCUCUCUCCUGAUCUCCCACACAACAAAUUAACACAAAGCUUUCGGAGCUUCGAUCUGAGACAACUGAAUCUUAUACAGUGGCACUGGGAUUCGAUCAGUUUAGUCAGAUAAUCAACACAGCUCAUUAUACAAGUAGAAGAAGAAGACAAAAAUGCCUCUUGGUGUUUUCUUCAGGGAUGCAAGGCUUGUUUUCAAAUUGGAUUCACUUGGGAAGGAAAUACUUCGUAUCGCGUUCCCUGCUGCUUUAGCAGUAGCCGCUGAUCCCAUUGCUUCUCUGAUUGACACAGCUUUCAUUGGCCAUCUAGGACCUGUGGAACUUGCUGCGGCAGGGGUGUCAAUAGCCUUGUUUAAUCAAGCUUCAAGGAUUACCAUUUUCCCACUGGUCAGCAUUACAACUUCUUUUGUGGCAGAGGAAGAUACUAUUGCACAGAUAAAAAUCAAUGCAGAGAAAAGUGACAACUUGGAAAAGAGUUCAGAUUUCAAAUCAGGAGAACUUAACCAUCUUGAUCUUGAUAUUGAAAAGGGUGCAGCAAAACCAAAAGGUGAUAAUUUAGUCACAUCCAAUACAAAUGGAGAGAAUUUGGAAAAGAGCUUAUCUGAAAGCAGCAAAAAAUUGGAGCUCAAGGUUGUGGAGAAGGAAUCUAAAGCUGAGAAUACAGAGAAAGAUGCAGAUGAAAAUGCUAAUUCAAAAGAUUUAGAAGCAGGAAAUGAUUCCAAUGCAUCAGCAUUGCAAAAGGUUCCAAAUUCAGUCAACAGCAGCAACAAAAAGAAUGCUGAAAUCAACAAGGGAAGGAGGCACAUAGCUUCAGCAUCAACAGCACUGAUUUUUGGCACCAUACUUGGCCUCGUGCAAGCCAUAUUCCUAGUGUUUGGGGCCAAAACUCUCUUGGGUGUGAUGGGAGUCAAAUCUGAUUCACCUAUGCUAGCACCAGCACAAAAAUACUUGGUCACAAGGUCAUUUGGUGCUCCUGCAGUUCUACUAACAUUGGCAAUGCAAGGAAUCUUUAGAGGGUUUAAAGAUACAACAACUCCUUUAUAUGUCAUACUUUUUGGAUAUGCAAUCAACAUUGCCUUGGAUCCACUUCUUAUCUUUGUCCUCCACAUGGGUAUCAGAGGUGCAGCUAUUGCACAUGUUUUUUCUCAGUACUUGAUGGCACUCAUCCUCUUCUUAAUGCUAAUGAGAAAAGUGGAUCUCGUACCCCCAAGUCUUAAAUAUUUGCAGUUUGGUCGGUUUCUUAGAAAUGGCAGCCUGUUAUUAGCUAGAGUGAUAGCAGUGACAUUCUGUGUGACCUUAGCAGCAUCUUUGGCUGCAAGGCUUGGUUCAACACCUAUGGCUGCUUUUCAGACUUGUUUGCAAGUCUGGUUAACAUCCUCUCUUCUCGCUGAUGGUUUGGCUGUUGCUGUACAGGCUAUUCUCGCUUGUGCAUUCGCGGAGAAAGACUAUAAGAAGGCAACAGCUGCUGCAACUAGGGUUCUACAGAUGAGUUUUGUUUUGGGGAUAGGUUUGGCCCUUGUUGUUGGAGUUGGUUUGUACUUUGGAGCAGGAAUAUUUUCUAGAGAUGUCAACGUUUUGCACCUUAUAAGGAUAGGCCUUCCGUUUGUUGCAGCCACACAGCCCAUCAAUUCCUUAUCAUUUGUGUUUGAUGGCGUAAAUUUUGGAGCAUCGGAUUUUGCAUAUUCUGCAUACUCCCUGGUUCUGGUGGCCAUAGCAAGCAUAGUAUCUCUGUUUCUUAUGUGUAGAAGUGAAGGUUUUGUUGGAAUAUGGAUCGCUUUGACCAUUUAUAUGGGGCUGCGCACAUUGGCUGGUGUAUGGAGGAUGGGGACAGGAACAGGACCUUGGCGUUUUCUGAGGGUCCCAUUUUCAGCAUAAUUAAUUAGUAAUUAGGCGUUUUUGUAAAACCAUAGAUUUUUUGUGUAUGCCUGAAUAACAAUUAUCAUUCUAUAUAGAGUAUAGCUCUCUGCUAUAUUCCUAUAAUUAUGAUUAUCGUUGGGCCAAAUAAGAUUGUUUCUUUUUAUA